UUUAGAUAAUAGAAAGAGCUGCUAAAACCUCAGAAACUUCGUGCUCAACGUCACCCACUGAAGAAGAAGAAGAAGUAUUUCUUCUAUACAUAACCGUGGGGCGAAAGAAACCUGCAUUACAUCUUACUCUUAUAAAUACAGAUAACUAGGUAUUGUCAUUGUUUUCCCAAAUCAAUCCCCAUUCUCUCCCUCUCUCUCUCGGUCGGAAUUUAGGGUUUUUCAUCUAUCUCAAUACCUCGUUUUUUUAUUCAUGCAAUUUAUACCCAACUUUCAGAUUUCAUAGUAAUCAUAGAUUUUUUCACUUGUUUUUUCUCAGACUUUACCUACAAUAAUGGGUAAAGACGAGAACCGUGAGGAAACUGUAGAUCUGUUUUUGAGAAUAGGAUUGGAUGAAAAAACUGCGAACAACACUGUUGCUAAUAACAAGGUUACAACGAACCUAAAAGCGGUUAUCCACGAGGCAGGAGUGACUGAUGGAUGUAGCAAAGCCGUAGGAAAUCUUUUGUAUACGGUUGCUACUAAAUUCCCUGCUAAUGCACUUGUACAUCGACCUACUCUGCUUGAAUACAUAGUAUCACUAAAGAUUAAAUCCCCUGCUCAAUUAGAGGCAGCUCAUACAUUUCUUGGACGCCUGGGUUCGGAGAAUCUUCAGCUGAAUGAAUUUGAGGAGGCUUGUGGUGUAGGAGUAGAAGUUUCGUUAGAGGAAAUUGAACACACUGCCUCCAUGGUUUUGGAAGAGAAAAGAGAUAUGAUCUUGGAGAUGCGCUACCGAACAAAUGUUGGUGAACUACUUGGCCAAAUUCGAGCUACGCACCCAUGGGCUGAUGCAAAGAUUGUGAAGGAAGUAAUUGACAAGAGACUAUAUGGAUUGCUGGGAGAGAGGACUGCUGCAGAUAAUGAAAAACCUGUAAAGAAGAAAAAGGAAAAACUUCCUAAAGAGGAUGUUAAAGUGAUGGCUGUGCAGACUCCUUCAGUACCACCAACUGAAGAAGAACUCAAUCCCUUCACUAUAUUCCCUGGGCCAGAGGAAAAUAUAAAGGUGCAUACAGAAAUAUUCUUUAGCGAUCGCCCUGUAUUAAGAGUCUCCAAUACAAAGGAGAUACUUAAAAAGCAUUUGGAAGAGACCGGUGGUAGAGUCUUCACCCGCUUCCCUCCUGAACCAAAUGGGUAUCUACAUAUUGGUCACGCUAAGGCUAUGUUUGUUAGUUUUGGUCUAGCGAAAGAGAGGGGUGGAUGUUGCUACCUCAGGUAUGAUGAUACAAACCCCGAUGCUGAAAAGAAAGAAUACAUUGAUCAUAUUCAAGAAAUUGUGCGAUGGAUGGGGUGGGAACCUUUCAAGAUCACGUACACCAGUGACUAUUUUGAAGAACUCUAUAAGUUGGCUGUAGAACUGAUCAAGAAGGGUCAUGCUUACGUUGAUCACCAGAGUGCAGAAGAAAUAAAAGUGUCUAGGGAAAACAAAAGGAACAGUCCGUGGCGGGAUAGGCCAAUUGAAGAAUCACUAAAGCUGUUCAAUGACAUGAAAAUGGGUUUGAUUGAAGAAAACAAAGCGACACUUAGAAUGAAGCAAGACAUGCAGAGUGAUAACUUUAAUAUGUAUGAUCUGAUUGCUUAUCGUAUAAAGUUUACUCCUCACCCACAUGCCGGAGACAAGUGGUGCAUAUAUCCCAGUUAUGACUAUGCUCACUGCAUUGUGGAUUCUCUUGAAAAUAUCACUCAUUCGCUGUGCACACUCGAAUUUGAGACUCGCCGCGCUUCAUACUACUGGUUGUUGGAUGCAUUAAGCCUAUACCAGCCCUAUGUUUGGGAAUAUUCACGGUUGAACAUCACUAACACGGUGAUGUCUAAGCGUAAGUUGAACAAGCUUGUGACUGAUAAGUGGGUUGACGGGUGGGAUGAUCCUCGUCUAAUGACACUAGCUGGUUUACGGCGGCGAGGAGUUUCUGCAACUGCAAUUAAUACUUUUAUCAGAGGAAUCGGAAUCACUAGAAGUGAUAAUAGCACAAUACGCUUGGACCGCCUUGAAUACCACAUAAGGGAAGACUUAAACAAAACAGCAGCCCGACAAAUGGUUGUGCUGCAUCCUCUGAAGGUAGUCAUUACAAAUUUAGAUGACAAAACUAUAUUGGAUCUUGAUGCGAAGAAGUGGCCUGAUGCGCAAACAGAUGAUGCAUCUGCUUUUUACAAGGUUCCUUUUACAAAUGUUGUAUACAUUGAAAGGUCUGAUUUCCGAACCAAGGAUUCAAAAGACUACUAUGGACUUGCUCCUGGAAAAUCGAUAUUACUAAGAUAUGCUUUUCCUAUAAAAUGCACAGAAGUAGUCUAUAGUGAUGAUGGCGAGACGAUUAUGGAGAUCCGGGCAGAAUAUGAUUCUUCCAAGAACACAAAACCAAAGGGUGUUCUUCAUUGGGUUGCACAGCCUUCUCCAGGAGUUGAUCCUUUGAGGGUGGAGGUUAGGUUGUUUGAUAAACUAUUCCUUUCUGAGAAUCCGGCUGAACUUGAAGAAUUUCUCACGGAUCUCAACCCCGAAUCCAAAGAGGUGAUACCAGAAGCAUUUGCUGUGCCCUCUUUACGGGAUGCAGCAGUCGGGGAUAAGUUUCAGUUUGAAAGGCUUGGGUAUUUUGCGGUGGAUCCGGAUUCUACUCCAGAGAAACUUGUCUUCAAUAGAACUGUAACGCUUCGUGAUUCCUAUUCGAAGGGUGGGAACAAGUAGUAGCUGCUCGUGCUUUUUGAACGUGAAGCUGGUCAGUUAACAUGUGUUCCUUACGAAAUUGAACAUAUCUGCAUUUGGAGUUCAAAACGAAACUGCAGUAGUUAAAAUAUAUUGUAACAGUGAAAUACGAGGGAUUAGUUUUCAUAGUCGAAGGAAAGGUUUGACAUUUUGUUAUACAGGCAUUGGUUUACAUUCUGCAAUCUUAGUUUGCGCAUUAUCUUUAUUGUGUCCAUUAGUAAAUGUUUGUUUGAUGUAGUAUGUUAAACCUUUUACACUAUGAAUGAUAUGGUUUACUUCCAGUUCUCUUUA
Molecule: messenger RNA, 3022 nt
Organism: Papaver somniferum (opium poppy)
Lineage: Eukaryota; Viridiplantae; Streptophyta; Magnoliopsida; Ranunculales; Papaveraceae
Product: glutamine--tRNA ligase-like
Exons: 23
Coding region: 332-2713 (793 amino acids)
Biological process (GO): translation; glutaminyl-tRNA aminoacylation
Cellular component (GO): cytoplasm; cytosol
Molecular function (GO): glutamine-tRNA ligase activity; ATP binding
Source: RefSeq, a predicted model, not a curated record